GAGCUGUGGCAGUCCAAUGGAGGGAGACAGGUGGACUCACACAGCUGUUUCCUGACAAGACAAGAACUCACAAACGUCAAGGCUCAGCACCGGCAGGAGACUCGCUCAGCACCAUAGGGAAUGAAGCAACAGCACCCUCGCCCUCAGCGCCACCCUUGCCAUGUGCUGACCCGGUGACAGAGAAGUGUGGCCGGGUGUCAGGAGUGGAUGAGACAGUGAGAGUUUAUACCUGUGGACUUUCCUGUUGAUUAUUAACAUUUCUCAGGAUGAUGAGAAUGGCGAGGGAGAAUAUUGGUGGGGUGUGUGCCACCAUUGGCGGCAUCCUCAUCCACCUCACUCUUGGGAAUCUCUACAGUUUUGGGAACAUGAUGACGUACAUGGUGUCAUUCAUGCAUGAAAGGGUUGAUCCCAGCAUCACCUAUGCCAACUUUUUGUGGGUCAACUCUAUCACCACUACAUCCCAGGGGUUCUUCAUGGUGCUGGGGGGACUGCUGGAGAAGAGGAUUGGGCCUCGCCUCACCUGCCUCAUCGGCUGCUCCUUACUCAGUACCGGCAUAAUGUUGACGAGCUUAACGGUAGAGGUGUCACUGUUUGCAGUAAUCCUGACUUAUGGCUUGUUGGCUGGACUAGGAAUAUCCUUAUCAUAUACCACCCCCCUGUCUUGUGGAAUGCAGUGGUUCCCGAGACACAAGGGUCUGAUCAAUGGCCUGAUUGUUGCUGGCUUUGGUCUGGGCGCCCUCGGCUCCACCACCCUUCAGACAAUGUACCUCAAUCCUGAUAAUAUAUCUCCACAGGAUAAUGGAUAUUUUACAGAUCCUGGCAUCCUCGACUAUGUGCCGAGUGUGUUCAUCUUGCUUGGCGUUAUCUUUCUUGUGAUGCAGGUCAUAGGCUGCCUGCUGUUGAAUAAGCCGCCAGAUAACAGAACUACUCAUCAUGGACAGGAGGUGGAAGGUCUGUUGUCUGAGGAGGCAGUUGGUGACACCCAGGAGCUGUCCACUUCCAUGAGCACCUCCUCUGGGCAUGCCUCCUCCACCCCUGCAGCCACUGUCACAAUGAAAAACCUGAAGCCUCUGGAGGUCAUCAAGGAGAAGACAUUUUACGUGCUUUGGUUGAUAUACUUCUUCAACACCAUUCCCAUUGGCUACAUCAACGCCAUGGGGAAGAGCUUUGGUCAGACUUUCAUCAAGGACGACCACUUCCUGGCAGUGAUGGUGUCUCUGGCUGCCAUCUUCAAUGCCAGCGGCAGAGUUGUGUGGGGGCGCCUCAUGGACCUGACUUCCUUCAGGGUUGCCAUGCGUCUGCUGACCAGCGUUCUGGCAUUUUUGUUUGCCACCAUGCCUCUCACAGCUUACAUGGGCAAGACUGCAUUUACUCUCUGGCUGUGGGCAAUAUUCUUCACCUUUUCUGGAACAUUCGUCCUCAUGCCUACUGCGACAGAGAAGGCGUUUGGAGCUGAGCAUUACUCCGCCAACUACGGACUUCUCUUUACUACUCAGGCUGUGUCGGGACCUCUGAUCGCCGUGGGCAACCAGGUGCUGCUGACGGCGUUUGGCUUCACUGGAUGCUUCUUGGUUGUUGCUGUCGUCAUUUGCCUCAGUGUGGGCAUGACUUUUCUGAUACCCAGGAGAAUCUGAAGUAUCUAAAUGGCAGCGCUUAAGAGUAAUGCAGACCUAGAAUCCUGAGCUACCACAUUUAGGCUGGGCCAGACAGGUGAGUUCAGUCUGUGGUAGAACAAAGCCUAUAGGUAGAACCUCUAUGAUAAACAGCACAAUAAUGUUUUCUCUUGUGAGUCUGAAAAGAAAUCUCAAGGAGCUGCAAGGUACAUAAGGUUGUCAAGUUUUCAUGACCGUUCUCGUUAGUCGCCACAGGAAUCUCAUAAAAUAUAUUAUAUUGUAAAGGAUCAGCACCUCCAUGGUGUAGUGGUUAGUAUGCUUAGCCUGGGACAGGUCUGAUUGAUCUUGGUCCAGGGCAGCUGAUGCACAUCUCAAUCAACUGUUCAUCCUCCCUUUUGGGCUGGUCAAUAAAUGGGCACCCGUGGUAACCCAAACAUCACACUGGCCCUGCUUAGGGUAGUGGGUUGACCACAAGCUGAAGGGUCAGUGAGACAGAGAUGAGCACCAAGGCCAUGCACAUCUAUAUUGUAUGCCCCAAACUAUACCUUUGUCAUCACUCUAUAUACAAUGCAAUGACGUGACACCGCAUGACUGUAAAAAUCAUCCUCUCCUCACUGAUCACACUUGCUAAGUGAAAUCUUACAUACAAUGACUGCUGUGGCUGACUCACUACCAGUGGUGCUUCACUCAUCAGUAAGGCUGUGUUCCCCACAUGAAUCUCUUGUGAGUCAGCAGUGUGUUGGCACCAUCUGUUGCUUUGUUUCAUGAGACAUCUCACCUCAGGAAAGCAGGGACCAAAAUGUAUCAAGUAGGAAUCUUCUCCACUUAGUGGAACCUUCAUUGUAACACAUAAGGUAAUGA
Eriocheir sinensis (Chinese mitten crab) is the source of this 2474-nucleotide messenger RNA. RefSeq names its product oxalate:formate antiporter-like. Lineage: Eukaryota; Metazoa; Arthropoda; Malacostraca; Decapoda; Varunidae. Bases 267 to 1634 code for a protein of 455 amino acids. The record is from RefSeq and is a predicted model, not a curated record. Gene Ontology annotation, molecular function: transmembrane transporter activity. Gene Ontology annotation, biological process: transmembrane transport. The transcript has 11 exons.